UUAAUUUGAUUUUAAUCAUGAAAUUCGCGGAUAAAAGCACACAUGCAUUCAACCUCUACCACCACAUCACUUGAAAAAGAAAAGAAAAGAAAAUAAUGAGGCAAGUCAAAGAUUUAUUCGCCGGAGUUAUUGACUCCGGUAAGAAAAUAAACUUUUCUAGCAAAAGAUCAAAGCUUUUGUUAAUUGCUUUUGUUUCAGUCCUCCUAUUAGUCUCGGCUAUAGUCGGCAUCGCCGUGGGAGUGAAUAAAUCUGGAGAGUCUUCCAGUACAGCUCACGCCCUGGUGAAGUCUUCAUGCAGCAGCACAUUCUACCCCGAGCUAUGCUAUUCCACCAUAACUAGCCACCCCCAGGUCACCACAAAGGUCAAAACCCAAAAGGACGUCAUCGAGCUUGCUGUUAAAAUAACAGAAAGCGCCGUCCAGAAAAACUACUUCCAGAUAAAGAAGCUCACCACCCGAAAAGGUCUCACUCCACGCGAGAUCGGGGCGCUCCACGAUUGCCUCCAAAUGGUUUCUGAGACGUUGGAGGAACUUGGAGAAGUCACAAAAGACCUCGAGGAGUACCGAACCAAGAAAUCGCUGAGGCAGCACGCCAACGACCUCAAGACCCUCAUGAGCUCCGCCAUCACCGACCAGGAGACUUGUCUUGACGGCUUCUCUCAUGACGAUGCCGAUAAAAAAGUCCGGAAAGAGCUGGAAAAGGGUCAGGUGAAGGUGGAGAAAAUGUGCAGCAAUGCACUCGCCAUGAUUUGUAACAUGACCAACACAGACUUGGCCAACGAGAACAAGUUGAACGGACGGAACUUGAAAGAGGAAGAGGAGUGGCCAGAAUGGCUUUCUGCCGGAGACAGGAAGCUUUUGCAGUCAGGGACAGUUAGGGCAAACGUAGUGGUGGCUGCUGAUGGUAGUGGAAACUACAAGACAGUGGCGGCUGCGGUGGCGGCCGCGCCGUCAAAGAGCAGCUCAAGGUACGUGAUCAGAAUUAAGGCCGGGGUGUACCGGGAAAACGUGGUGGUGCCCAAGGCUAAAACGAACUUAAUGUUUAUGGGAGAUGGAAGGAGAAAUACAAUCAUCACCGGUAGUCGAAGCGUUAAAGGAGGAAGCACCACCUUCGACUCCGCCACCGUUGCUAUUGAAGGUGAUGGGUUCUUGGGACGAGACAUAACAUUUCAAAACACGGCUGGUGCUUCCAAUCACCAAGCCGUGGCACUUCGUGUAGGCUCCGAUCUCUCCGCAUUCUAUCAGUGUGACAUGUUAGCCUACCAAGACACCCUUUAUGUUCACAAAAACCGCCAAUUCUACAUCAACUGCUUGGUUGUUGGUACUGUUGAUUUCAUUUUUGGAAACGCCGCAGCCGUGCUCCAAGAUUGUGACAUCCACGCCCGUCGCCCCAAUUCUGGCCAAAAGAACAUGCUCACCGCACAGGGCCGCACUGAUCCCAACCAGAACACCGGGAUCGUCAUUCAAAAGUGCAGGAUAGGUGCCACCUCUGAUCUCAAACCCGUGCAAGGGAGUUUUCCAACAUAUUUAGGACGACCAUGGAAGCAGUAUUCAAGGACGGUGGUGAUGCAGUCUAGUAUAACCAAUGUGAUCCACCCAGCCGGAUGGUUCGAAUGGGAUGGAAACUUUGCGCUGGACACGUUAUACUAUGGUGAGUACCAGAACACUGGGGCCGGGGCCGCCACUUCGAGUAGAGUAAAAUGGAAAGGGUUCAAGGUCAUUACCAGUUCUUCAGAGGCUCAAGGGUUUACACCCGGGAGCUUCAUUGGUGGGGGUAGUUGGUUAAGAAACACUGGUUUUCCAUUUUCUCUUGGUUUGUAAUUGAGCCUUAAAUUAAUGUUGUACGAGUGUGUACGUACUCGAUUAAUAAACGAUGAUAUAUUGGAGCAUCUAGCUUGUGCAAAUGGUGUUUCUUAAUCCAAAUAAUUUCAUCAUAUGUUA
Molecule: messenger RNA, 1940 nt
Organism: Helianthus annuus (common sunflower)
Lineage: Eukaryota; Viridiplantae; Streptophyta; Magnoliopsida; Asterales; Asteraceae
Product: pectinesterase
Exons: 2
Coding region: 96-1820 (574 amino acids)
Biological process (GO): cell wall modification
Molecular function (GO): pectinesterase inhibitor activity; pectinesterase activity
Source: RefSeq, a predicted model, not a curated record